AUGGGGAAAGGCGAUGGCAAGUGGGGCAAGAAAGGCGAUGGGCUUGGCGGGCCGGGCGGCCCUGGAGUGGGCCCCGGCGCAGCUGCCUGGAAGGGGCUUGCGAAAUGGGGUGGCAAGGGAGACAAAAGUGAGAAGGGUAAUUGGAUUUCUCAGCCCGAGGAUGGGCCGGAGUUGAAAAGGCCACGGAUGGAUGCCAUGGGCCCUGAAUUCUCCUUGAAAGGCAGGGAUGGAGGGAAGGGCCUGGGCAAAGGCUUGGCUCCAGGCCUUGCCAAGGGCCAAAUGGUGCCACCGGGCCUCGCCAUGGGCACCAUGCCGGGUGGCAAAGGUCUAGCUGGUCCUGGUGGGUUGAUGCCCGUGUUACCACCGGCUCCCUUGCAUACGGGCUUGCUCCCGCCUGGGCACACAGCACCAGCCAUGGCCAAGUCGGCGGCUGCGGGCGCAGGGCCUCCAGGAAAGCUCGUCCUCCUAGCCCCUGCCACGAAGCACAUCACGCCGGUCUCCAGUAAAACGGCGUCCACCAACAACAAGAAGAUUGCCAUGGAGCUGCUUGCAUGCGGUGGAACAUACAGCCUGCUGGCCAGCAUGGUCCGCAGACAGGAGCUCUUUGUGCCCAUGCUGGGCAUCUGGGUGGCCUCGUUUGGUGGGGCGCUCCAUGCACAAAUAGGAAAUUUCGGCAUCAUUCGCACUGCUGGUGUUCUGCUCGUGUCUCCGCUGUACGGUUGGCUGCUGGACAGACGAUCGGCUUAUCUGCCAGCUGUGCUCUCGGCCUUUUGCUGCACUUUUGGCUGCCUGAUGCAUGGCUUUGCACCUGACGUUGCUGGUCUCUAUUUCGCCAGUGUCGUCUUAGCCUUGGGUGCCGUCAACUUCUGGAAUGUUGUUGGGGCAUAUGUCGCAUUGGCAACACCGCGGGAACAGCGACAUGUCGUCGUCACGGGCUUCCAAGUGCAGGUGGCAACCCUGAGACUCAUCGGCACCUCGCUCUACCCUGCGGUGGACUCACUCCUCAAAGCUGUGGGAAUUGAGCAGAAGCUGCUGCGGUACAGGAUCCACAUGAGCGAGUGCAGCAUCUUUUGCGUGUUCGCCUUCGUGUAUCUGGUGGUUCGGUUUCAGCCCGCAGCAUGGGUCGAGGAUGAGGACAGAACGGGCGAAUCCAAGAAAGCGGAGCAGCCUGUGAAGUAUUCACAGAUCAUGCUUCUCCUGGUCACCAGCGUCAUCCAGACCUUCGGUGAGACCGUCAUUACCGUGCUCUGGCCGCUUCACAUACGCAAGCUGGGGUUGGGUUCUCAUGACUACGCCUGGCUCCAACUACUGUCACAGUUGUUGAUCAUUCUGAGCACCCUCGGCUACCCUCCGCUGACACGGCUUCUGGGCCAUCGAGCAACUGCCAGCUCUUUGCCAAUGAUUGCCAGUGCCACCUCUGCACUGGCUUUUCUGCAACCAGAUGCUUCCCUUUACGGCCAGCUGGUGCACAUCUCGAAUGUCCUGACUUUUCUGGCAGUCUGCGGAACUAUGAAGGUGUGCUACCAGCACUUGACGACACUCGCUGUACCAGCUUCCCAGCAGGGGCGUGUCUUCUCCUUGCUGAAUGUCUUGGGGUCUGUUGGAAACAUUGCUGGAAACCUUGUUGCAACACGCUUUUCCGAGCACGAGACGUCCUUCACCUCAAAAGGUGCCACUCCCUUUCUGGUUACCUCCUCCCUGUUCUGCACCGUUGGUUGCGCCAUCGUCGGCGUAUUGUGCGCGCCGAUCGAGGACGGCAUCAGCAAGAAAGCCAUUCUCCAAACUCUCGCCGAGUCGCCGGGCACCGCUCCGGGCAUGGCAGUGCUCGGAAGCGGGCCGUUGCCUCCGCCCCCGCCAGCCUCCAUGAUGCCGCCGGGACAGGCCAUGAUGUCACCACUAGCGCAGGCCUCUGCUCCGGCCUGGACUGGCGUCAUCACGCUGGCCCGGAAUAUGGCAAAGAAGACUCCCUUCAGGGCUGCCCUGAUCCAGGGCAAGGUGGCAGAUGUGGAGAUAGAAGCCAUGGGCUCGGUCUUCGGGACAGGUGCAGCAGCCGCAGAGUCAACCGAGUCGGCAGAAAUGCCGCCCUCCUCGGCAGCAGGCCCUGCGAUUUCCGGGGGCGGCGCUCCCGGCAUUUCUGACGCACCGCGCUGGUUGCGUCGAGUGCGGUGCGCCGUACCGCUUCCAGCCCCCACUAAGCAGGCCACAGCCCUUCAUAGCAGCCCUGGCCGAGUUCUUCGGCCGAACAGCGGCCUGGUCUUCGCCCGCUGCGUCUUCUCCGCCCCCAGCGCUCCAGAUGGCCCCUGCAUCGCGGUUGAGCGUGCCUUGGUCGACACGGGCUCUUCCGACUGCGAGCUGAGGGAAGGCUUGCUGAGGCGACUUCCGGAGUUGCCUAUCGUGGAGAGAGGGGUCAUGUACGAGACCUCAACUGGCGGAGAGGCCUACGAUGCUUACGAGGUGGUGGUGACCAUUGAUGGCCAUCGAUGUGCCGCCGUGCUCACUGUUGUGCCGGAGGAGCGAUUCCAGGCAGGUGCUGAGGAGCCCUGCUCAGAUGAGGCUCUGCUUGGGCACAUGGCCAUUGCAGCCCUGGGCUUAAUGGUCGACUGCCCUACACGAAGGCUGGUGCCCAAGGCACCCGAACCAGGAGGCGAGCAGCCCAACCAUGGAACGCCGACGUACCUGGAGAUGGGCCAGCUGCAUGUUGCCAGCUCACGGCCGUGGGCUGCUCUCCCGCCCUCAGCUCCCUUCGUGGGACCGCUGAGCCAGAUGUGGUCGUCUUACCGGCACGGUCAGGCUGCGCUACAGCCGCGAUGGCUUCCAGGUACCGGCUGUGCGAUGCCACUCAUGUUGGAGGAUCUGCCAAAGGUCGCGGAUGCCCAGCCCUGUGACGUGGAUCCGCACGGGUCACCAAUUAUUCCCGUGACGUACGUGCAUUGCAUGUUCAUGUCCCCCUUCACGCCGGAAAAGGGUGGCUCCUUUGUGAACAUGGCCUUGGUGGACACGGGCUCUUCAGACUGCGAGCUGAGAGAAAGCUAUCUGAAGAAGCUGGGACCACUUCCGACUGUCGCCGCAGGGGUCGUGUAUGAGACGGUGGCUGGGAGGCAUGUCUUCGACUCCUACGAGGUGCUGGUUGCCGUAGGGGACCGAGUUUCUGCCGUGGCCGUGACGGGCAUCCCAGAGGAGCGUUUUCAGCCGGGCACAGAGGAUCCAGCUUCAGAUGAGGACAUCACUCACCGCGUCCCCUUCGACGAAGUAGCGAAGAAGGUUGCAAGCGGUUCUAUCCUUUCUCUCGUACCGAAUAGCAUCAUGGAGCAGGCAAGCUUCGAAGAGUACAACAAGUACUUCCGUGCGAAGAGUCGGGCAGGAGUGGCCAGACUCGAUGGUUCAUUGGCCUUGUAUGUCAUGCCCUGCGGCGAGGACAUUCUGGCUCUCAAGGACUCCCUCUAUGCCCUGGGACCUCACAUUCCCAGAGCGGGAUGCCUCAUAGGCUUAAUCGCCCCUGGUACUGCUGCUGUCAAUGCGGCGCCAGCCACGGCUGCCCCAGUGGGUACGGCCACAGCCAGUAAACCGCCGAAGCAGGUUUACCUUGCCAUCGGGAAGGGGUGUUAUGGCUUCUCUGUCGACACGGCCCUGGUGAGUCACCUUUGGAGCUACGAGGGUUUUGCUGAGGACACUCGUGUGGUGGUAGAAGGUUCCCACGGCUUCUUGGCAGUGUCUUCGGGUCGAAGCAUUCAUAUUCUGGACGCCAACUCCCCGGCCAAGCCACGUGUUUCCUGGCCAGAUGCCCACCAGGACACGAUCUACUCUAUGCACUUCAACUACGAGACGGGUCUCAUCUUCAGCUCUGGCAAGGACUGUUGCAUCAAAGCCUGGGAGAUCGAUGGUGAGGAACUCUCCCUGCAUGGCUCCUACCCGGAAGCGCACAGAGACUUUGUCGUGGCCCUGCAGUUUCACUCCAGCAGCAGGCUUCUCAUCUCUGCAGGGCUAGAUGGUCUUGUUCGCGCAUGGCGCAUCGCAAGCACGGGUGCGUUCGCAUUGCUUGCUACAUCUGCCGAUGCCCAUCCGGAGGGUAUAACGGCCCUGUGUACAAACAUGGCGCAGAAUGUGAUGGUUAGCUCUGGCAGGGAUGGGAACCUUCGGCUGUGGAGCUAUAGACCUGGUCGACUUCGCCUUAUGGAUAGCGAGGUGGACGUGCAUGCAGGCUGGGCAAGAUGCCUGGAAUUCGAUGAAGCGUCUGGCCUUGUGGUCAGCGCUGGGGAUGAUGGAGCCAUCAAAGCGUUCGGCUUCAAGGAUGGCAAGUUCAGCUGCUGCAUCAGUGCCGCCAAUGCGCAUGAUGCUGGUAUCCUUGCACUGCAACUCUGUGCCAAGACGAUGUGCUUGCUGAGUGCUGAUGAGAAUGGCGCUAUCAAGAUGUGGGAGCUGUCUGCUGUUGCUGGCGAGCUUGUGCUCAAGGCCAGCAUCGAAAAGGCUCACGAUGGAGGUGCAGUGUCGCACAUGCAGUUUUGCUCGCAGCGUAAGUUGCUCCUGAGUGCCGGUUCAGAUAAUUGCCUCCGAGCGUGGCUCUGGCAUCCGGAUGGUCUACAAGCUGUGGCCUCCGCAGCAGCGGAAGGUGGAGGCAUCCUGGCACUUCAGCUUGAUGCUUCGGCUGGAAUCGGCUAUUCCGCAGACGUCGAUGGCGGAAUCAGUGCCUGGAAGAUUGAGAUCGGAGCUGGAAGUCUGACGCGAAUUACAAAGAAGGCCAACGCUCACAGUGGCCGGAUUCUGGCUUUCAACUUCGAUGCUGCUUCAAAGUUGCUGCUCACGGCAGGUGUGGACAAGGCCGUCUGUAUGUGGCAGCUGGAUGCAAGCGAAAGGAUCGUGAUGGUUUGCCGAUCAAGCCAGGUACUCCAAGCUGGCGUCCUGGCCUUGGCGUAUGAUGCCGUGACAGGAAUUGUUAUUGCGGCGGGAAUGUCCAGCGAAAUCAAUGCCUGGCGGCACAGUGGGGACUCCCUGAAGCCGCUGCCUUUGGACAGGGAGCCCGAUCAGGGAGAGGGCCUCCUCGUCCUGCGUCUCGAUGCGGCCUCCAAGGUGGUGCUGGGCGGAGGCAUGGACGGCUCAGUCCGCGCCUGGCGUUUGGAGCUCGCCGCCCUGGAGCGGGUGGGUCAGCCGGUCCGGGCACACCAGGGUUGGGUCCGUGCGCUCCACUACGACGUGGACAACGAGGUGCUGGUCAGCUGUGGCGAUGACGGCCAUGUGAAGGCUUGGAGGCGCCAGGGCGUGGCUUUGGCAGAAACGGGCACGGCGCUGCAUGCCCAUCCGGAUGGCGUGCGAGGAGUCUUGGUCAACGGCCGGCGGCGGCUGGUGUUGAGCUGUGGCGACAACGGCAUGGUCAAGGCAUUUGAGCCAGAGGAGUGGGGGCUUGAAGCCUGCCCCGAUGGUUUGCACGAGCAUGGUUCGCCUGUCUUCAACCUCCAAUACUUCGUGAAGCCGCGCCUGCUCAUGAGUUGUGGUAUGGAUGGAGGCAUAAGGGCGUGGCAGACGGAUCCGGCCACCGGGCGCUUGCGACUGCUAGCGCAGGAGACAGACAACAAGCAGCCAACGCUGGCGAUGAAGUUCGAGCCAAAGAACGGAACGCUUUUCACGUCUGGCCUCGAUGGUUCCAUUCAUGCUUGGAGGCUGGACCAAAACCGGAUCUCGCCCAUCACAACCGUGGCAGAGGCUCACGAAGGCUCCAUCCGCACGAUGUACCUGGACCGGCGUGCCAAUCUGCUGCACACCGCCGGGGAAGACGGGGCCCUCAGGGCCUGGCAGCUCAAGGGAGACGACCUACAUCAGGUCGCCGAGUUCCAGGAAGCAGAGCCAAGCGGCUUCCAGGUCAUCGCAGCCCACAGUGGAACGAGGCGCCUCGUGGCAGCGAGCGCAGAUCGUGGGCUCAGCGUGUGGCAGCUUCAAGGUAACACCUACCGGCUUCUGUUCAAGGUCGAGGAAGCACAUGUGAAUGUGAUCAACUGCCUUCAGUUCGACGGCGAGAUGGACACUGUUUUCACUGGCUGCCACUCCAUCCGAGUGUGGAAGAUCGCGGGCUCCUUGAAGCAACUCCUGAACUUGACGGAGCCCUUCGGAAAGUCGACAUCCAUUACUGCCAUUCGGUAUCGCCCGAGUGGAGGCCUUCUCUUCGGCUGUGGCUCCACAGGCUCGAUCUCAGUCUGGCACUACUCCGAACCCGAGCUUGUCUUGCUCUUGAGCGUCCAGAGCGCACACAGCCGCGGCAUAGUCUCCAUCGUGCUUUGCCCAGAGCAUGGGCUCCUUUUCACAGGGGGCAACGACAAGGUGUUGAAAAGCUGGCACCUCCGAGGCGGUCUCAAAGCCAAGGGACACGCCAUGGAGUCCGGAACAAAGCGGCCUUUUUCGGCAUGCCCUGCCCCAUUGGCCUAA
Symbiodinium sp. CCMP2456 is the source of this 6411-nucleotide messenger RNA. Lineage: Eukaryota; Dinophyceae; Suessiales; Symbiodiniaceae. The record is from the annotation of a GenBank genome assembly.